AUGGACUUUUGGUCGCGGCUCAUAGCACAUACCCCCUUGGCCUCGGCCACCUCUAGCAAGGACGCUGCUAGGGAUCCGGUACGAAGGAGACAACGUUUCGAAAAAGAGUACAGCCAGCUGUUGCAUAUAUGGAGGAAUACGUCAAACAUUGCUCGAGACGUCGACGCUGCCGAAAACCUAGAAAUCCGCCUUCAGGAGCUCUCCAAUAUCCUCGCCGACGAGUCUCGUCGACCCCUCCCACAUCCGUGCAUUACCUUCUCGGCCGUCAAACAGAUUUACGUUCCCAUUGCCAAGAUAGCGACCACCUCGUACAAUGAAUGGAUUAUCAAGGAGGCCGUCACCUUUUUCGCAACCCUGAUUGAGAGUGAAGAGGAGGCUUUCGUCGAGAAUGAGGCCUUCUCUGCUAGCUUGACCAACCUUCUGAUCCGUAUCACGGGCGCCAACAGCAUUCGUCUGGGCGCAGAGACAGAAGUGAGAGUGGUCGAGAUAGCCUUCAAUAUUACUACAAAGAUCCGCUUGGAGCCGCAUAUAUUGCCAGCAUGGUUCAAAUCGCAUCAACACGAGUCGGGCCAGGACGGUAAACCCAAGGAUGAAAGAGAGAAAUUUGCUGGAAAGACACAGAAGCAGGACUUCCCUCUCUUUUACCUUCUCAUGGACUACAUUCACCACGAGGGCAAAGUGGGGGAUUUCGCCCGCACCGGUCUGCUAUACAUUAUCGAGUCGGCCUCCAACUCAGCCGAGCUGGAACAGUGGAUAGUGGAGAGUGAUCUUUCUACGCUGAUGGCAACUGGUCUGGGCGCGCUCUACAGUCAACUGAGCCGCAAGCUGGUGAUUGAUCACCCCCCACAGGACCUACCGCCAGUUCUGGCCUUGUCAGACUACCAGCACCCGUCCUCGACCUUUGAGAUUGUCAGCUCCUGUUCGCCCGACUUCAAGCUACAUCUCGAUACUUUUCUGGCCCAUCUUCUAUUUUGGCAAGAUGUGCUCAACCACUGUAGAUCAACCGAGGUCAAGUCGACGCUCCUCGAACAUUUCCAGGUCAUUUUCCUGCAGCAGUUAUUAUACCCGUCAUUGUUAGAGUCGUCAGACGUUGAUGGUGGCUCUUCAGUCGCUGUCUUGACAUAUCUGAGGCGCAUCUUGGAAGCCCUUGACCAUCCCGACAUGAUCAAUCUCAUCCUUCACUACCUUCUGGCUUUGCCUGAUGCCGAAAUGCCCAAACCAUCAAAACCAGAAGCGGCAAUCAGUGCUGCCCGCAAGCGAAAGUCCAUGGAUCUUGCAACCAUGAUGGCUGCCUCUAAAAUUGCAUCAGAGUACACCCCGCUGCUCUUCAAUUUGGUGGAUCUUAUCCAGUCGUGUCUAAAGUCCAAGAACCAGCAAACGGUUUGCGUCACGCUGCAAUUGCUUGCGGUCAUCCUUAAGAGGCAUCACCGAUACGCAAUCAUUACUCUAUUGCAUACCGAAGGUGUUCAUGGAAGUAGUAGUCAACGAACUCGCGGAGCUCACGAGCAAGAGGUCGAGUUCUUGACCGUGCUCGCUGGCUCGGUCGGUGGCCAGGACAACUUUGACGAGAUCUACGAUAACAUUGUUAAAGAUACAAUGACGAGACUAGAGGCUCACCCCUGCUCUCUCAGAUUAGUAGCACCAAAAGUGUCAAUCAACAAUCACAAGCUCCCUGCCAUUCCCGAUAGCUUGCCAGGCGCCCCUCGAGAUGUUCCGCAUCAUUCAUUGAGUCCCGAGGACCCGCUACUGAAUUCCUUGCUGGAUCUAUUGGAAACAUUCUUUGUCAAUCCAGUGGAAACAAACUUGUCCCUCACUGAGACAAUUGUUGACAUGGCUGUCUGCGGUUACAUAACCAUGGAAGGAUGGCUGCUACGUUCUCCGCAGAGAUACUCAUUCGGCGAGGAUGACGAACUCCUCCCCGAACCGACUCUUGACCCUUCUUCGGACUCCUUUACUGAGGCGCAAAAACUGAAGGCCAUUGAAAGAUGCCGUCGAAGGCCGUUGUGGCAAGCCUCGAGUCUUCCUCGCGUCCUGAACAUUCUUGAGGAUUUGGCAGACCAGGUUGCUUCUUUCAAGGGCUCUAUCCCUCGAUUCGAAGAGCUGUUGCAGCAGCGACGGGAAGCCUUCCAGACUGCGGACACCAUUGUGCAAAACCCAUUGCCGGUGCGACCAGCAACAGCCACCGCUACACCCGUCAGUGAGCGUUCAAGCUUUGAUAAAUCAUCGAGACCCACUUCUCCAGCACGCCCCGGUGGAUUGGAAAGCUUUGCGCAGCGUCUCUUGUCUGAACUAAGCACCCCAACUAGAAGCAGUGGUACUCGUGGCCGCAAGAACAGCCGUGCAACUACAAGUGCCGGUACACCAGGAGGAACGCCAUCAUCCAGACCUGAACCGCCCAAGCAGUUUCCGAUGAAUCAUCAAAGCCCAACGAGGGGCGGGCUGUCCCGAGAAAACCAGCAACAGGAGACCCCUGGAUCCGGUGAGCGACAGGGCCCUGUAGCUAGUCAAGCAGCAGCCUUUGCAGCUGUGGAUCAAAGCAUUCUCUUGCGCAAGGUCAAACUCCCCGCCAAGGAGUCGGAUGUGGUUGAAUCAAUUCCUCUCGACUUUGGCAAGAAGCCUGCCGCUGCGGAGGAAUCAGCGGAAACAUCAGUCGACGAGGAAGGCCAUGAAUCAACCCCCAAGGUUGAAGAACAACAGGGAGAUAACGACGCUGCGGAUCCGACUCAGACACCGAGUGAAACAGCCACACCUGACGGGGAGAAGGCUGCCUCCGUAUCACAUGUUCUCACAAACACCAUCAUCUUUCAGGCAUUCCUCCUCGAGCUCGCGGCAUUGGUACAAGUCAGGGCUGGUAUGUUCAGCGAAGUUCGUUUCAUUUGA
This is a messenger RNA of Pestalotiopsis fici W106-1, 2880 nucleotides long. RefSeq lists its product as uncharacterized. The coding region runs from base 1 to 2880 and encodes 959 amino acids. NCBI's taxonomy places the organism in Eukaryota, Fungi, Ascomycota, Sordariomycetes, Amphisphaeriales, Sporocadaceae. The record is from RefSeq and is a predicted model, not a curated record. The transcript has 4 exons.